Molecule: messenger RNA, 2135 nt
Organism: Papaver somniferum (opium poppy)
Lineage: Eukaryota; Viridiplantae; Streptophyta; Magnoliopsida; Ranunculales; Papaveraceae
Product: probable myosin-binding protein 5
Exons: 3
Coding region: 270-1958 (562 amino acids)
Molecular function (GO): myosin binding
Source: RefSeq, a predicted model, not a curated record
AGGAAUUUUUCAUUUCUCCUCUCUCUCUCAAUUUUUAUCUUUUCUCUCUGUGUUCUUCUGUCAAUCCUUUGCAGUUUUCCUCUCUGGCGGGUCAUGAUCUCGGUUGUUUCUUCAACUUGUAGGUCAUGAUCUUCUAGUUUAAUUUAAUCCUGUUAACAUUUCGCAGCCUCGAAGCUUCUUCAGACUUGUAUACAUUUCUAGAGAUUAAAGAAAAAACAAAGAAAAGGAAGAGAUCUAGCUUAACUUUCCGUGUUCUGCCUGCGUCUAUAAUGAUGUCUGUUUCAGAUUCCGGUGUGAAAUCCUGUAUCAUGGCGAAGAAGAGAACAUUCAAGGAACUUGUUGAACAAAAGUUUGGGAAAAUUGUGUAUUUUCUGAUCAAUGCUAUAUUGGAAUGGAUAUUGAUGGCUAUCUUGUUCAUGGAUGGCUUGAUUGCGUUCGCCGCUAAUGAAUUUGCCCGUUUCUUUGAUUUGCAAAUCCCAUGUUUGCUUUGCACGAGAGUCGAUCAUGUACUUGUACGCCGGAAUCCUGAUUUUUACUACAACGACUCGAUCUGUGAAUCACAUAGGAGGGAUGUUUCAUCAAAGGCAUUUUGCCAUGUUCAUAAAAGAUUAUCCGAUAUUCAGCAGAUGUGUGAGGCAUGCCUUCUUUCAUUUGCCACAGAAAAUAAACCAAAUUGUGAUCCUUACAAAUCCCUUGUAGGCAUUUUAGGGGCUGAUCUUGAAGGCCCUGCUGACGAUCAUAAAUCUGAGGAAGACGAGGAUCUUUUGCAGGUUGAGAAGAGUCUAAUACACCGGUGUUCCUGUUGCGGAGAGCCUCUGAGAGUUAAGCCAACUUUUCAGCAAGCAUUAGUUCGGAGUCUGACAAUGAGCAGAGGUGAUGCUGCUGUAGUUCCUCAAGCUCCCACUCCAUCUCCUCGUGCAGCAGCACAAGACACGGCGAGAAAGGAGGAAUCGCGUGACCUUGAUCUGCCGCACAUACGCUAUGCUGAGCUCAAAUUUUCUCCAGACAAUGAUCUGGAGAUUCCAGAAGAUGAUGAAGGCUCGCUGUUGUUACUUCAGGAAAACCAAAGUAGAGAGGAUAUGAAAGCUACUACGGUGCCAUUGCUGACAGAAUGUGAGGAUAAUGAGGAAGUUAAGACACCAAGCUUUAUUACCAACAGACUAUUCACGCCAACAGGUUCAGCUACAGCAAGCCCCAGAUGGCUUGCAAGGCUUCCAAGGAGAUUUUCUGCAGAAAAAACAGACGAGACUUCAAAAGGAAAUGCAGAUGGUGACAGCAUCCUGCAUAACUUGAAGAGACAAGUUCGUUUCGAUAGGAAGUCACUUAUAGCUUUAUACAUGGAAUUAGAUGAAGAAAGAAAUGCUUCUGCAGUGGCAGCCAACCAAGCAAUGGCUAUGAUCACUCGGCUUCAAGCGGAUAAGGCAGCAAUUGAAAUGGAAGCCUUACAAUACCAGAGAAUGAUGGAGGAGCAAGCAGAGUACGACAACCAAGCAUUGCAAGAAAUGAAAGAACAGCUUACCAAGAGAGAGGAAGAAAUUAAAAGUUUAGAAUUGGAGCUAGAUAGUUACAGAGAAAGGUUGGAGGAGUGUGAAGAGAGACUUGAGGGGGAUGAUUACCAAGACUUGAGCAACGGGAUAACCACAUCCGCCGAAGAACUGAAAGCAGAUCUUAAGAAUGAGAAGAAUUACCUUCUCGAUCGGCUGAAAACGUUGGAGGAAACUCGUAGCUCAGAACUUAUUGAGGACGAAGAUAAAGGAUAUAUGGGUAACACCAGCAUAAGCAAAGAGAUAUCUGAUGUAAAUGAGAAACUCGAGGCUCUCCAGAGAGACGAGGAAUUCUUAACGCAUAUUGUUCAAUCGCUAAAGAGAAGCAAUGAAGGGACAAGACUUCUCAAGGAAAUAGCUCAACAUUUAAAGGAGCUUCGGCAAAGAGAGAAGAGGCCCUUGGAGAUAUUGUAGUUUCUUGAUGGUUUUGUCAUAUUUUUCAUUUAGUUUUUUCUUUGUUCGUCAAGACAUUGUUUGUUAGAGUUUUCAGCAGUUUACCCCUUUGUAUUCUUACCUGUAAUCCAAUUUUUCACUUCAGUGUGAUGUAAACAAUCUAAUUGAUUUUUCAACGUCUAAAAGCAUGAAGAACAA